AUGUCGCUGUCCAGAGGGUCGGCGUUGUGGAGGACGUGCUGCGGCUUGUUGCGGGGACACCCUCCUCCGUUCCCCGCUGCCGUCCGAGCGCAGAGCUCCGCGGACCGGGGCGUGUCGGCCCGGACCUCCCUGUCCAGCCCGCCGUGGCCGCAGCAGACGAGUCCGGUCUCGGGGGAGGAGGAGCGGGAGCGACACGCCGCGGUGGUGCGCGCCGUGAACCUGCGGAUCGAGCGGCAGGACUUCGGCCGCCUGUUCGCCGUGGUGCACUUCGCCGGCCGCCAGUGGAAGGUCACCGGCGAGGACCUGGUCCUGAUCGAGAACCGCGUCGAGGCCGGGUGCGGGGAGCGGAUCCGCGUGGAGAAGGUGCUGCUGGUCGGCGCCGAGGACUUCACCCUGGUGGGAAGGCCUCUGCUGGGGAGGGAGCUGGUCCGGGUCGAGGCCACCAUCAUCGAGAAGACCGAGUCCUGGCCCAAAGUGCACAUGGCGUUCUGGAAGAGGCACCGGUUCCAGCGCAAGAGGAUCAUCGUCCAGCCGCAGACGGUGCUGAGGAUCAACGGCAUCGAGCUGGCCCCCAGACUCGCAUGAUGAUGAAGAAGAAGAGGGGACGAUUUCUCACUGUUUGUUUCCACUUAGUAAAAAAAACUGUUCAUGACUUGUUUUAAACCUGCAUCGAGGUGAACGUGUGUCCAAAAACUGUAAAUAAACCUUCAUCUUUUGCAGAUA
Messenger RNA from Pungitius pungitius (ninespine stickleback), 723 nucleotides. It is a transcript of the gene mrpl21, whose product is annotated as mitochondrial ribosomal protein L21. Gene Ontology annotation, cellular component: mitochondrial large ribosomal subunit; ribosome. NCBI's taxonomy places the organism in Eukaryota, Metazoa, Chordata, Actinopteri, Perciformes, Gasterosteidae. The record is from RefSeq and is a predicted model, not a curated record. Bases 1 to 585 code for a protein of 194 amino acids. The transcript has a single exon. Gene Ontology annotation, molecular function: structural constituent of ribosome.